Myotis myotis is the source of this 1662-nucleotide messenger RNA. RefSeq names its product F-box and WD repeat domain containing 12 (gene FBXW12). The coding region runs from base 1 to 1662 and encodes 553 amino acids. The transcript is spliced from 11 exons. Gene Ontology annotation, molecular function: protein binding. NCBI's taxonomy places the organism in Eukaryota, Metazoa, Chordata, Mammalia, Chiroptera, Vespertilionidae. The record is from RefSeq and is a predicted model, not a curated record.
AUGCAACGUGAUCUCAUGGAGCGAAUUCAGUGCGGCAUCUGGCUUGAGGCCCCGGCAAACAUACCUGGGAAAGUUGUGGCCACUAAAGAACGAACUGGUAACUUGAACUUCCUUGAAGUAAGAACGUCUGCUCAUCAGAAGGUGGAAGUGGAGGCUGCUGCUGGCCGGCGCACCUGCAGCCUGUUGCUCUCCAGGCCCCAUGGGCUGCGGGUGGGAAUCCUCCCAGGGCAGGUGGCCGCGCCGUUAAAUGCAGAGCAGCCUGCAGAGCAGAGAGGAGCCGGGCUGUGGGCUCGGCCACGGGAGCUGGAGAUGCAGUUGCCUGACGUGCCGAUGCGGCACAUCUUCUCCUUCCUGGAUGCCGCCAGCUUGCUGCGGGUGGGCCAGGUGAGCAGGUACUGGAAGAACAUUGCGGAUGAGGAGCACCUGUGGAGAAACCUGUGUCAGAGGAGAUGGAGCAUCUCCUGGGAGGGCCUGCAGGUACCCUCGUGGAAGCAGCUCUUCCUCACCCAGGCCAGGCGCGAGCGCUGCAUGAUGGGGGCCCAGCCGCAGGACUUUGCCUACAGAGAGGCCACGGGCGGCCUUGGAAGUGACCCCUCCACAAGUGGACAGAAGCCAGUCAUUUGCACAGUGUCUUCAAGGUACAUGCUCUAUGCCUGGGAUGUGCAGGAGGGCGUUAUGAUCUGGUCCAGCCCCGUCCAGCAGUGCAAGAUCAAGUGUCUGGCGACCCUGCCGCAGAGAUCGCUUGCAGUCACUGUGGAUGCAUGGAACACCAUCAAAGUGUGGAACUGUCGGGAUGUGAACCCUCUGGCGACGCUCACCAUGAGCACGUGCUGCCUUUCCUUGGAAGUCUUCCUCACGGAUGACGGCCCCUUCCUGAUGAUCGGUGACUCUGAAGGGGACAUCUACACACUGACGGUGCCCGAGUUAAACAGCAUUUCUCACGUGAAUGCAUUUGAGUACCCUGUGGACCAUCUGCACUGCUCUCCCAACAGGAAAUGGAUCUUCGCCUGCGGGACCCACCAACACGUAUUGCCAAAGGUGUUUCUGGUGGAGUGCUUACUGAGACCGGCCGUAGGCAGGGCCCCUCUGUUCGUCUCUCUGCCAUUUGCAUUUUGCAGCCAAGCCUGCUGGGCCGUGAAGUGCGUAAACAGGCUGACAAUUAUGUUCCAAGGAGACUUUUUCAGAAGGACAGGGUUCACCACCUUUGAUCUGACAGCCGAGAGCACUGGGGACAGCACCGCCAUCGAAGCCCGUGAGAUUGCAAGCUUCAUGCUGCCAGGUGGUAUGGACGUUCCUGUUUGGAUGGGAGUCCGGGACGGAACCGCAGUUGUCUUUGAAAGCGGGCCACGCCUGUUUCUCUUCACCAUCCAUGGCCUCCUGCUGAAAGAAUUUCAUGACCAUGAGAACACCAUCUGCUACUUAUGGACGGACUCUGUCCACGUCCUCACCACGUCCAGGGAUAACUACCUGCACCUGUACAUGUGGGAAGAGGAAGGCUGGCAUCCGCACCUUCGGAGCUGCUGUCACCUGGAGCACAGAAAGGGUGACAUUAGGCCAAGCUGCUAUGACCCCAUAGCGAUCUGUGACAACACGAGCAUAGUGUGUGUGGUGUCAAAGUGCGGUGGAGCCAGCGUCCUGGUGAUGUAUUCUUUGAAUAUGUGA